UAUGGUGGGUGUAGCAUUUUCUAUUUAAGACAAACUUUUUUUCUUCCGUUUCUAUUUCUUAGAAACUGCGAUCGAUGCAAUACCAUGAGGAUGUGGAGCCUUCAAAACCUGCUGUUCACCCUGUGCAUUGUUCUGAGCUGUGUGAGGAGCGCAGCAGGGUUGAUCCAUGUAUCUGGAUAUGAAGGGGGACAAGUUAAAGUUUCUUGUCCCUAUUGGGAGGGUUACGAGUCUUAUGAGAAGUACCUGUGCAAGAAUGACUGUGGCGACGAUGAUGUUCUUAUAACGACAACGCAAGCAAAUAAGAACAAAUACUCCAUCCAUGAUGACAAACAGAAACGAAUCUUCACAGCGACCAUCUCUGAUCUGAGUCGUAGGGAUGCUGGGAAAUACUGGUGUGGGGUGACCAGGAAUGGAAAGGAUAUCUACACUGAAGUAAAGCUGGAAGUAGGCCAAGAUAGCUGUUGUGAUGGAUCCACCAAAGUCCAAAGUCAUGAGGAGAGUUCGGUGUCCAUCAGUUGUCAGUAUGAGCCUAAGCACCAGAACGAUCUGAAGUACAUCUGCAGAGGAAACCAUCCCCCCACAUGUCUGGAGAAGGCGCUAAUCACCUCUGACAACACACAAAACGGACAGUUCAGACUCACAGAUGAAAAGAUGUUAAGGAAAUUCACGGUGACCAUUACCAGUUUGACCCAAGAUAAUUCUGGGCCGUAUCUUUGUGGUGUCCAUGGAAACACUGGCCUGGAUGUUUUCUCUGCUUUUGAGCUGGAAGUCAAAGAGUGGUGCUGUGUCAAGUCAAACAAACAGAGCGGCAUUGUGGGACGCCCAGUAACUCUGCAGUGUCCCUAUCCAUCACAACACAGGCAUAACAGGAAGUUCCUGUGUAAGGGAGACUACCGCAACAACUGCACAGACAUGGUGACGAGUCAAAGCAGGUUCAUGCUACAAGAAGAUUUUUCUUCCGGCUCUUUCUUGGUGACGAUCAGAGAGAUGAAAGCAGGGGAUGCUGGGACGUACUGGUGUGGUUCAGACUCACAAUGGAGUACUGGAAACUACACCAAGAUUCAGCUGUCAGUAGAGUGGUGCUGUGUGAAGUCAAACAAACAGAGCGGCAUUGUGGGACGCCCGGUAACUCUGCAGUGUCCCUAUCCACCACAACACAGCCAUAACAGGAAGUUCCUCUGUAAGGGAGACCACCGCAACAACUGCACAGACAUGGUGACCAGUCAAAGCAGGUUCAAGCUUCAAGAUGAUGAUUCUUCCGGCUCUUUCUUGGUGACGAUCAGAGAGAUGAAAGCAGGGGAUGCUGGGACGUACUGGUGUGGUUCAGACUCACAAUGGAGUGCUGGAAACUACACCAAGAUUCAACUGUCAGUCGGUACAGUCUUACCACAGCAGACCAGCACUGUGGUGGAACCUGUCGGAUCACAAUCAACACAUAUCCCUGGAAAACAGAUCGAUGAUGCAGCACCCUUUCAUCCUGUGGUUUUCAUUGUGCCCGCUGUGCUGCUCAUACUGACAUUUGCCCUGGUCAUGGUUUUUAAAUACAAAUGUUAUAAAGUGCGAGGAGCUGGAGCCAACGUGAACAGAAACAGAACCAAGGCAGCCCAAACAGAGGAAGUGAUAAGUGUAGCAGAUAUUUAUGCAAAUCAAGACAUAGCACUCUCAAAACAGAGGUCCUCCAAACCGCAAAGCGCCUGUCAACACUAUGAUGAUGCAGGUGAAACCCAUCAAGACUCUGUCUACCAAAACUACACCACAACAGAUGAUAUCUACUGUAAUCAAGUUCCUAUUAAAGCCAAUAGGAGAUGAACAGCAUGCACAUCUGUGACCAAACCUUGCAUUUUUGGGUCACAUCUGUACCCAAAUGAUCCUGUUUGUAUUGUCUUAAUUAACAGCUGACCAACACAUAUUCACUUUAACUUUGAUUUUACACUUUUUACGCUUUUACCUUUACGCUCAUUAUGAUUGCUUAUUGUUAAUAUAACAAACUGUUUAAAGGUAUAAUAUGACACAUUUGUCAGUUGGUUUGUAAAAACACCACAUACAAAGUUGGCCCCCUCCUCCUCGGCUCAACGAGCCAAGAGAGAGAGAGAGAGCAUUGAUGGUGGAGCGAGCUAUAGAGUGAAUGAAGAGAGGGAACGGCGUUAGUGAGAACAACGCAGAGAAUCAGAGAAAAAAAAAGUUAUUUUCUGAUUGUUUCACAGCGGUUACAUUCUAAAGCACACACACAAGCAGCAUCCUGUCCUCUGUGCUCGGUCUGUGUGCCUCCGUCAAACUGACACACCGAUAGCAGCACACAACAGCCACUGUACACAUUAGAGGAGAGACAGAGGAACAGGGGAACUCGCAGCGAUGUAAGAAACCCGUUCUCAUCCGUCAAAUACGGCCAGUUUGUAUCUUACAGAGCUAAAGGGGGAUUUGUGCCUCGGUAUCAGACGUCUAGGGGUGUGACAAAGUGGUGGUAUUUGACGACCACACACACCCUGCACGCUGUUAUUUGCUGUGGGUUACACCCCAACGUGGGGCCUAAAGGCUGUUUGCAGACGCACAGAAGCGUCCCAAACACAGCAAAAAGAAAAAGAAAAGAGAAAAUACAGCCAGAAGGCGGGGUCUCUGACACGACCACGCACUUCUAGUGGGUCAUAAGUGAUGAUUGAGAGGGGUUAUUUUGUAUCAGUCCAUGCAUUGUUUUUGAGAAGAUGUCUGUAUAGUAUGCCUUUAACACACCUGCACUCCUUAUAAGACAUUGUAGAUAACCAUUUCAGCUAAAUACUCUAAAUGUAAGUUACUUUCAUGUAUAUAUGUACCUUUAGUAAAAGUGAAUAAAUAAAUAAAAUAAACUAGAAAAGCCA
Molecule: messenger RNA, 2852 nt
Organism: Sebastes umbrosus (honeycomb rockfish)
Lineage: Eukaryota; Metazoa; Chordata; Actinopteri; Perciformes; Sebastidae
Product: polymeric immunoglobulin receptor-like
Exons: 9
Coding region: 85-1809 (574 amino acids)
Source: RefSeq, a predicted model, not a curated record